AUGCGCUACGAUGCCGAAAACGAUCCAGAAGGAGAAGUAGUAGGCGUUCCAGUCCUUCGUUGCCGCGAUGCCGAUUGCAAGAGCCCACUGCACCAGGACGAGCCCCCGGAGUAUCAUGCGCAUCGCCCAGUGCGAGGGUGCUUGGUGCUGGCGUGGUUGGAGGGGCCGGUUCAGAAGCGAGUUGAGGACAUCGGAGUGUUUGCUCACCAGCAGCUUGCGCGGUCCGUUGCCAUGCAUCAGAGAGACCACGACUCCCGAUAUCACAACAACGCCGAGGGAUGCGACGGCGAGGUAACAGUGGGACAUGAUUCCGAGAAGGACCAAUCCCGCAAAAGCCACCCAACCGAGCAGGCUGGUCGCGAUAUAACGAGGAGAAUACGUGCGGAGCCACGCAGCCACGGUGUCCACACGACGAAGACUGAACCAGGCGACCGGGGGCCAUUUGGUUGUCUCGGCGGACUGGCGCAGGACGUGUAUCAGCUCCAAACUCUGCAGCCGGAGAUCAUUUGGGCACAUGUUCGAGUGCUGAUUGUCAAUCAUCUUGGGGGCCUGCGAGCUGAUGCAAAUCCGCACCGUUUCCGGGCUGGGCAGGAGGUAUUCAUCCCCGUAUCGACCGUCCAAUCCCGUCAAGGCGAUGCUAUUCCCAUACUGAUCCAGAUAGCAGGACUUGGUCGCGGACGCAUCCGACAGCAGGAGACGGCUCCCCAGCGGAGUGAUUGCCCACGACCAGAGCGGACACCCACCCGUGAGCUGGAGGGUGUGAAGCUUGACGGGGAUAUCAAUAAAAUCAAUCAGCGCAGAGAGAGGUAA
Penicillium mononematosum is the source of this 810-nucleotide messenger RNA. RefSeq lists its product as uncharacterized. NCBI's taxonomy places the organism in Eukaryota, Fungi, Ascomycota, Eurotiomycetes, Eurotiales, Aspergillaceae. The coding region runs from base 1 to 810 and encodes 269 amino acids. The record is from RefSeq and is a predicted model, not a curated record. The transcript has 2 exons.